This is a messenger RNA of Armigeres subalbatus, 4518 nucleotides long. RefSeq lists its product as uncharacterized. Gene Ontology annotation, biological process: centriole elongation; cilium assembly. The transcript is spliced from 4 exons. The record is from RefSeq and is a predicted model, not a curated record. Bases 158 to 4246 code for a protein of 1362 amino acids. Gene Ontology annotation, cellular component: centriolar satellite; centriole. Lineage: Eukaryota; Metazoa; Arthropoda; Insecta; Diptera; Culicidae.
CCAUAAACUGCAUUUCAGUGCCAAGCUUUGUGUUUAUCGUUGGAAGAAAAGUGCGAGUGAAAACAGAAAAUAUUCCCAAAAAACUAAAAAAUCCGUGAUUCUGUCAUUUCAUUUCGAAACGUUUACGAACCAUGCUAUCCCGUGCGGUGGGAACGCUAUGUCCACAAGUGUGCCCGGUUUAGGUGGUAGUGGAAAACUACAACAGCAUUACUCCCAUCAGCAGCAGCAGCAUCAUCAUCAGAAGAAGAAGCCGCCAUCGUCGUCUUCUCGGGUGGAGCAGCUCAGCCUUCCGCCGAACGUGAACGGCCGUCGACGGGGAACGUUAGAGGUGCGUCUGUCCGCCAUCCGGUGGACAAGUGCCAAAAGCUAUCCGGUGGUGGAAGUUCGAUUGCUGUGGUGGGGACAGAACAAUCAGAAAGUGGGAUCUGCUGUUUUGCGUUGGGAACAGGCAAGAGUAAACGGAGAAGUCGGGGAACGGGUGCAACAGUAUCAAGUGCUAACAAGCGAGGAAUUAUUUCGAAAGUAUUUAAGGGCAGCCGAACCGAUACAGGUUCGAUUGGUGUCGAGUAGAACGGGAAGUUUGGUGGGUACGGCAGCCGUUUCCGUACCGGGGAAGUUGGUAAAUUUUCGUGCGGGUGAGCAAGUGGAAGCCACAGGAAGAGCGGAGAUCGUCAGCGGAACGGGUUUUGCUUUAGGAGAGAUUUGCUUUGAGUUUGAUCUGAUAUUCGAUACACCGGAGGACAAGGAAAACAACAAAAGCAUGGUUCAGCAGCCAGUGAAGAAGCCACUUCCGGUGGUUCUUCCGGAAAGAGAACUGCAGGUGAAAGGAGUUGCGGUUUCAUUGCACAAUGGAAGAGAGCCAAAAACAUUCCGAUCUUUGGACAACCAUUCUCAAUACAAAGUCCUAAACUAUUUAUCGGGUAAUGCUAUUUCCGGAUCUGAGGACGAAACGCUCAGCGAAAUAUGUUCAAUUUCACCCGCAGGAAGCAUGAUGGAUGCAUUGGAUAAAUAUGAUACCGCGCCGAUCCCGAGAAAGGUGGAAUAUUUGAAAUCCGUCGACUCGGUCCGAAUGUUGGUUGAAGGUCUCAAGUUCACUAAGGCUGGACUGAAAGAGAUUAUUCACAAAACUAAGCUGGCAUCAUUAAUUGACGUGGGAUUUCAGAUUAAAGUAAAACUCCCUUCUCCGCAAUCGAAUGCUGUUCCCAAGCUUAAGUUUGUAUCAACGUUUGUUUCGGAUACUGGAGAGGUUGCUUUCAAUAAGAAAUCUGUAUCUAAGAUUUCGCUUCCAAUGAAACCUGAAGACAGUGGAUUUGAGUUUCUCGUUUACUUGAUGCUUGGUCCUGCUUUUCAUCAACGGUCAACGACUAAUAGAUCGAUCUUCCUGGGUUCAUCAAUAAUCAAAUUGGAUGAAUUAACCCAAAAUAGGCUCGCCUGCUACAAACGAUGUCCAGUUCGGUUGGCCUCCGACGACAUUCUCCUGGGAAUGCUGACUGUCCGUCUGGAACUGGGUGCUCGUGGCUUGCACUUUGGAUCAGAGCUCAUCGAUGCGCUACAUUUAGAUAAAGAAAACGUAUCCAUCAGCAGUUCAUCGAGUGAAAACGAUUUGCCAACACAGUGUUGGUCAUUCAAACCUCUUCAGAAAUGCAGGAUAGGUUCCGCAGGACAUCCCGCUCAGUACUGUCUACCAUUAACUUGCAGUCAAGAUCAGCAAGGAACCGCACAAAACGCUCCGAAAGAUCUGUCUCCUACACAAAAUUCACCCUCGGAUCCGAAUUCUCGACAAGACGUUCCGCAACAACAAGGAUCUUCUAAGAUGGAUACUGGGCCAAAAGCGAUGGACACUGUAGAAACUCCUGCGGAACAACCUAAGAAUCUUCUACAUGGAGUACUUCAUCUUGGAAAUCUGAAAGAAUGCCCGAUUUUGACGGCAGGUGGAUAUUUCCUGGUGGCGCACGGUUUCUGGACGGACGAAGAUAAUCCGGUUCUGACUACGGAACUGUCUCAAGAUUGUAAAACAAUCAAUUAUUUGAUAACCUUUCCGAUACUUCCUAAUAAUCGCUUUUUGGAGCGUACAAAAAAUCAGCACAUGUUAGUGGAACUGUGGCAGAAAAUUCCAGGCACCACCGAAAAGCUUGUAGGAGUUACUCGGCUUCCGUUGCAUCAGUUCUACAUUGCUUUCCGAGAUGCUCAGUUGGCGGAACAUUUGUCCCGUGCCAAACUUCCGGUUAUCUCCAUCGAUGGAUGGAGUGGUAUCACAUCUCCACUUGCAGCAGAUCCGUGCGGUCAAGUGCACGCCGUGCUGGCCAUCGGAACCGAAAACCAGAUCGAGUACUUGAAGUUGUCCCGAGGUUUGACGCACACUUCUGGCGAUGCACCGAUGACCUCAAACAAACCUACCGUACCGGACGCAAAACCAGAUCAACCACCAUCGCAAACAAUGGUAACUCCCUCAACGGCCAUUGCCCACCAGCGUGAUGUCGAUUCGUAUCGGCCAAUUAGCACUACGAAUACUGGCAAACAGCAAUCCGAAGUUGCCAACAUGCUGUCUGCAUUCAUUGAAAAUCUUGCCCAACGGCUGCCAAUCUCAUCGGAGAGAAGCACCGCCCCAUGCUACGAUCAGAAUUUCGCCGACAACCGUCAAGCAACUCCUCCGCCGCCCAUUCCGUCGUCACCACAUUCACAGGCCAACAAUCCCCAACUGCGCAAAACGUCCGAGCUCUUAGAAAACCUACAACGAGCAUUGGCGCAGAAACCAUCGGAAAACGUGGCCACCAACCUGUUGACCCAAUCCGCUGCAUCCGAGGCGACGUCGCCGCCCCAGUCAGAACCCCCCCAGAAACAGCCAACCAUACCAGCAGAGGAAAAACUGUUCAAGGUUUCGAUCGAGAUUGAGCAGGCCGUCAACCUACCGAAGGUAAACGUUGGGAAAAAGUUCGGAAAGCGGAACAAGAAUCGCACCCAACAGCAGCAGGGCGCCAGUCAACAGCAACGCGUUGAAGUGGAACCGAGCGCCUAUGUUACGUUUGAAGGGUACAACCUGCAGCCGGGAAUGGCCGAUACGGUUAAAUCGCACGAGGGCAUCGUGUACACGACGGCGAUCGUGGAGGGAUGCUGCAGUCCCAGCUGGAAGAAGAAAUUCGACGUCCGGCUGCCGGUGGAUCUGAUGACUAAUGACGAGAAAAGGUUCAUUCUUAAGGUUUGGCGCAAAGCUGCUGUUCACAACACCAGUUCGGCAUCAUCGGUCAAGGCUGCCGCGUUUCCCGCACCAAUGGAGGAUGCCGUAGUAGGUUUUACGGCGGUGGAUCUGAGCGUGUUCCUGAACGGGAUGCCCUGCAUACUCGGGUGGUACAAUAUUAUGGAUUUUUCCGGACGAUGCAACGGCCAGAUCAAGGUUAAUAUCCAACCGCUUGAGAACGUCACUGUGUACAAAGGUUUGGAAGAAGGCGUCAACUUCCAAAUUCCGCUUUCAAUUGACGUCGAAUGCGGUGGACUUGACGGUGGAAACACUUCGCUGAGUCGUGCCCUGAAACGAAAGUUCACUGAGCUCGAAGAGAUCACUCAGCGUUUGCGCGCCCGUCUAUUCGACGUUACGGGCGAUGAAAACGUCGAUCCGGAUGACGAGUUUGAACGCGAUCUCAACACCGAAGCGGACGAAGAAGAAGACGAUGAGUGGAUCGAUCCUCUGGAGGAUAAAUCUGGCCAAAAACGUAACAGUCAAUUCCCGAAUGGUUCGCAGCAAACAAGAACCACCAACACCUGUUCCUACACGAUGUCGUCCGAACAUCGCGCAUCGGAACGAAGUCUGACCGGAUGCUCGGACCGCUCCACCCAAAUCGACAGCGAUGCCGAAAACCGUUUGCUGUUGGAAAAGCUUCUCAAGAGCCACGAUCUGGACACGCUGAUUAAUCCGAACAUACUGAAGAACCUCAUCAACCCGAUCAUGUCCACUUCGGAGUCAACCCCUAUGACAAAUCCAUACGCAAACAUACUGGAAAGCGAAUCCUCCGGUGGUACCAGUGCGGAUGCCGAUAUGAGUGAUGAUUCUGUCGUGGCCGCUGGUGACGGAUCGACGUCGGACAAGGUCAAGCUGAUCUCAUCGGCUCUUCAAAGGGCAACCAUUUCCGAUGAGUCGACACCGCUGCAAACUGCUGAAGGUAGUUCCGGGCGGCAGGAUUCCACCGAUUCCAACAACAGCGGCAAACGGGAGGCACCGGAGGGAGAACCCAUGAAGGUAAACGAUAAGUAAGUUUUCCAUUUUCGAAUUUUUAGCUGCCUGCAACAUUUACCUAAACAUUAAGAUCAAUACAACCUAACAUGAUAUGCUUUUACAACAAAUUCGUUACAUAUAAGCUGAUCAUACAAAUACCCAAACGCAACAUUAGGUGAAACGUUUUCAUAUACGUAUACUAAAGGACUACUUUUACAAAUAACAUAGCCGUUGGAAUAGAGCAAUCGUAUAAGUAUUCGCCGAUAUUAUCCUAGUAAAUAAAUGCUUACUUUGCCACGCGCUAUACAUUA